This is a messenger RNA of Eriocheir sinensis (Chinese mitten crab), 1389 nucleotides long. RefSeq lists its product as uncharacterized. Lineage: Eukaryota; Metazoa; Arthropoda; Malacostraca; Decapoda; Varunidae. Bases 1 to 633 code for a protein of 210 amino acids. The transcript has 2 exons. The record is from RefSeq and is a predicted model, not a curated record.
AUGAACGAGAAGUUUGUCAACAAGAGUUUCACUAUACAGGCACUGGAAGUAGCAGCUUCCUUUCUUCCAAUGGCGCACCAAUGCCUGAGUGCCCCUGAGCACCGCUGGUUCAGGCCCCGUCACACCCCUCAAAGACACACGCUGGUUCAGGCCCCGUCACACCCCUCAAAGACACAUGCUGGUUCAGGCCCCGUCACACCCCUCAAAGACACACGCUGGUUCAGGCCCCGUCACACCCCUCAAAGACACACGCUGGUUCAGGCCCCGUCACACCCCUCAAAGACACACGCUGGUUCAGGCCCCGUCACACCCCUCAAAGACACACGCUGGUUCAGGCCCCGUCACACCCCUCAAAGACACACGCUGGUUCAGGCCCCGUCACACCCCUCAAAGACACACGCUGGUUCAGGCCCCGUCACACCCCUCAGAGACACACGCUGGUUCAGGCCCCGUCACACCCCUCAAAGACACACGCUGGUUCAGGCCCCGUCACACCCCUCAGAGACACACGCUGGUUCAGGCCCCGUCACACCCCUCAGAGACACACGGCCCCGUCACACCCCUCAGAGACACACGGCCCCGUCACCCCUCACCACUGCGUGCACCUCACCCAUGCAGUGCAGGCUUUUCUGAUGUUCAUAAAGCUACAUAGCCUGUCACUCGUACUUCUGGCUGUCCACUCGUUAUCAGCUCUGCAUGUGAUGACCUCCCACGUCCAUUUCAUAUACUUAGUCACCUUAGGAAUACUUUCAAUCUUUGUCUGUUCCCUAACCCACGAUGCUCACAUUUUAUAGCAGCGCCAGUACUUAGCAGGUUCUUAUUCUAUUAUAUAUUUUCGGUUAAUUUCUUAAUUCUUGUAUUCCAUGACCAGAGAUACAUAUAUAAACUUCACUACUGCUCAUCUCACAGUUUUUUAAAUAUUGCUAGUUAUCUCUGAACAGGUUCUUGAGUUCUUAGUUCCUCCUUUGAUGCAUAAACCCGGCGAUAAAAAAAUAUAAAAAAAUGAAAAGGAGUAGAAUCGGAGUAUGGAAAAAGAUAAGGACCAUAAAUUAAAGAAAUAUAUUAGGAGAAGAGAAGAAUCAGAGAAAUGAAGAAAUCAAGGCCAAAAAUAGAGGAAGAAACAUAAUUAAGUCCUUCAAUCCAAAAUGUGGCGACUCACUUAAACUCCAGAGGUGAAAAAUACUGUAUGUCUCAACCUCAUCGCGAUAAACACACAGCAACAAGAGAAUUGGAAAACAGGCAAUAUAAAGUGAAUUUGCCAGUGGAAUAUGGAUUAUGGGACUUUUCCUAUAUCAGAGAAAGUGCAGACCUGUAGAAAGAAAAACCCAAAGAAAGCCAAUGUAUUCAUGAAGCCAACAUAUGCAUCCUAGAACAAUAGUCACCAGCAGU